Messenger RNA from Quercus lobata, 1453 nucleotides. RefSeq names its product cell division cycle protein 123 homolog. Gene Ontology annotation, cellular component: cytoplasm. The record is from RefSeq and is a predicted model, not a curated record. The coding region runs from base 308 to 1318 and encodes 336 amino acids. Lineage: Eukaryota; Viridiplantae; Streptophyta; Magnoliopsida; Fagales; Fagaceae. The transcript is spliced from 3 exons.
CACGGGUUGAACCGACAACCCAAUAACCCAAACCUUCUUCUUUCUUCUCAAAUUUCCUUGAUUGAUGAGCAGACAAUCAGAGCUUCAAGCCUUCAACAACUUCCAACGACAAGGAGGCUCCAAAUCCAACAUACAGAGUGGAAAGUGGAAACCAACUAAGCUCAGGCCACGUUCCAGCAAAGUAUUUGUGACAAUUUUUUUAAUCACCCAAAACUACUCUGUCUGGCAAUACUUUGCAGAUUGCAGUUCUAAUUGACAGCAGGAAGAAAGGAAGCUCAACUUCUUUAUUAUAUACUUAAUUUACAAAAUGAAGGAAGAAGAAGUGAAUCGAUGCCAAAUUCAAGAGUGGUACCCGAAAUUUAAGUCUGUAUCCAUUAAAACCCAAAUCCAUGAACUUCCUGAAUCGUUUAUCCAAUACCUUCUUGAUGAUUCUGGCCCCUUCCUUUUACCUGUUUCCAUCUCAAAUGAUGAUGCCUUACCCAAUAGAAUUCACAACCCUGACGAGGAAGAAGACUACCAAGUAUUAGAAGGAUCUGAAGAUGAGUCUGAACAACCUUCACCACCCCCUUCUUUCCCCGAACUUGAAUUGAAGAUUAAGGAAUCAAUUGAGUCCCUUGGCAGUGCAGUCUUCCCUAAGAUGAAUUGGAGUGCACCAAAAGACUCUGCUUGGAUUAGCACAACCGGGAGUCUCCGUUGCACUUCAUUCAGUGAGAUUGCACUCUUGCUACGAUCAUCUGAUUCAUUGAUCCAUGAUUUAUGUCAUGCAUAUGAUUCAUGCAGUGAUAAGUCCUCGUCAAGACCACCGAGUUUCUUCCUUGCACUCCGGAAGUGGUACCCUUCUUUGAGUCCAGAGAUGGAAUUUCGUUGUUUUGUAAGGGGUCAAAACCUAGUUGGAAUUUCCCAGCGAGAGGUCACUACGUUUUAUCCUGUACUCCUUGAGAAGAAAGAUAUUCUUGAGAUGUUGAUCCUGCAAUUUUUUGAGGAUAAUAUAAGGCUGAAAUUUGAAUCAGAGAAUUACACAUUUGAUGUUUAUGUUACAAAGGACGAACGGAUUAAGGUUUUAGAUUUCAACCCUUGGGGUGCAUUUACAUUGCCAUUGUUGUUUAAUUGGGAGGAAUUAGAGCAGAAUACUAGGAAAGAAGGCAAUAAUGUGGACUUUAGAAUUGUGGAGAGCCAGUGUGGUGUUAGGCCAGGUUUGAAGACUGCUGUGCCUUAUGAUUACUUGGACACUGCCCCUGGAAGUGGUUGGGAUCAAUUUCUGAGGAAUGCUGAUGAAGAGUUGCAGCAGCAGAUCAGGUCUUCUGAAGCUGGUGCUUGAGAUUUUGAUUCUCUUGAUUCUUGAGAAUAGUGUUGCAGUUUCUUUUAUAUCAACUGUGAUUCAUGAAGAGGGAAGCAUGAAUAAAAUUUUAGUUUAAUUAGUUCUAUUUAAUUUUAAAAAUCAUUUGUAUUUUUA